GAUGACCAGAGACUGCGGACACAGUACAGGAGAUGACCAGAGACUGCGGACACAGUACAGGGAUGACCAGUGACUGCGGACAGUACAGGGAUGACCAGAGACUGCGGACACAGUACAGGAGAUGACCAGAGACUGCGGACACAGUACAGGGAUGACCAGAGACUGCGGACACAGUACAGGGAUGACCAGAGACUGCGGACAGUACAGGGAUGACCAGAGACUGCGGACAGUACAGGAGAUGACCAGAGACUGCGGACAGUACAGGGAUGACCAGAGACUGCGGACAGUACAGGAGAUGACCAGAGACUGCGGACAG
This is a messenger RNA of Staurois parvus, 316 nucleotides long. Lineage: Eukaryota; Metazoa; Chordata; Amphibia; Anura; Ranidae. The record is from the annotation of a GenBank genome assembly.